Molecule: messenger RNA, 1838 nt
Organism: Acanthaster planci (crown-of-thorns starfish)
Lineage: Eukaryota; Metazoa; Echinodermata; Asteroidea; Valvatida; Acanthasteridae
Product: coiled-coil domain-containing protein 92-like
Source: RefSeq, a predicted model, not a curated record
AACACUUGCGCCAGCAAAGAUAAUUACUGCAUGGGUAGUACCAGUUAACAAGGCAAAUGAAUAUUUUUGGAGAGCCGGUAGAUGUGGUGGAAGUGAACUUAAAUUCAACCGAAAUUUUGCAGAAAUUAAGGAUACUGAAGGGAAAAGAAUAGGGAGACAGAGUUAUUGGACCCUAACAGAGGGGGAAAUCAUUCAACAUGGCUGCUCCUAUGCACGUGCAGCUGCACAAUGCGGAGAGUGCCAUCUUGUUCAUGCAGCAAGAGCACGCCAAGACACUGCAGGGCCUGCACCAAGAACUGCAAAAACUCCAGAAAAAGUGCGCCGAGUUAACCUUUGAACUUGCCAUGAAGAGCGAAGCGCCGGAUGAAGAAUCAUAUGUAAAGCAGCAGAAGGUGUUGGAGGCCCAGCUCAAAGAGAAGGCCACCGAAUGUGAAGAAGUGAAGAGGGAGAUUGAGCACCGCGACACCAGAAUCAGCCGCCUGGAACAGCAGGUGAAGGACCAGGAGAGGCAUCACCAGGCAGUGAUCAAGCAGCACCAGCAGCAAGUGUUAAUGCUAAGCCGGGAGCUGGAGCAGCGCUCCAGCAGCAUUGCGUACCUCACCACCCAGCUGCACCAGCUGAAGCUGCGGCAGCAGUCGAGGGGUGGUGAGGAGGUGGGGCCGGCCAACGAGUGGGCGGGCACGCCCACCCCGCCCAAGGACAAGCCACACCACAUGCGCCGGCAUAAAGUCCGCUCCACCUCUGUCGGGCUGGAGAACGUCAAGGUUCCCCUGCGGGCUGUCCACCCUUCCGGUUUGGACCACAGCGGCCUGCUGGACUAUGCAUCAUAUGUGGCAGAAGCCGGGACCACACCGCAGUACAUAGUCAGGACGCGGCGUUCAGGCUCAGCGGGUCCGCACCAUCACAACUCGGCCACCCACUCUAGGACUGACAUAAUGAACCUGCAGCCAUUCCUUGCCAAAGGCACAGACCACAGCCGGGACACACUGAGGCCCACCCCACCGCCGGUCUUGCCCCCAAUCACCUCCAGCGAGGAUCGAAACAGAAACCUACUGGACAAGCGCACCGUCUUCUCUAAGCGAGGAGUCCACAGAUCAAAUACUGAGUUUGAGCAGGCAGUGGCGACGGAAACCCUGGCCGUAGAACAGGUUUGCUUGAGAGAGAAAGGCCUGCGACAGCUAGAACAGUCAAAAUCUGACUGAAUUCCCUUGAUUGCAAUUUCUGUCUCAUUUUAGUUUCGUUUAGUUUGCUCCAGUUUGCUAGUUCACAUCCAUACAUCAAAGAUCACCACCAAACAGUUCAUGCAGUUGUGUUUGUCAUUUUUACAAUGUACAUGUACAUUGUACAUGCAGAGUGCUUGGUCUACCAUGUUACCUAUUGAAAGCUGCAUUUCCAUCAUUCAUUUCAGGUUUAAGAAUACAUGUAGAUAAAGUACUGUACAACAGAAAGCUAGAGCCCAUGCCCCCAUCAGAAUUGGCCUGACCUGUUUAAAAUCUUGGGGCACUGUCAAGAGUUAACAUUGAAAAAAAAAAACUUACAAUCUGAAAUCGUGAAACAAUUAACUAAAUUAUUGGAAUUUUCCGUUUUUACCUUCAAAGUAGCCUUGUUGCUGUGCCCUAAUUCGUCCACAAAUUUCAAUCUGUUUCGCUUUAUUUGUGUUUUUUUUUUAUGGAAAACAUUUACACUUGUGAUCAACUCGUGUCAGACACUUUUUGUGAAUGGGUCAUUCCAUGAGGUUGGGUCACAGUUUGUGACGUCCAUAUUUCCCUGCAUGUGGAUUCCAAAUUAUACAUCUUGUAAGGCUGAAUACAGAAGUGUGUGUUAUUUUUACAGAGUAA